Molecule: messenger RNA, 1875 nt
Organism: Seriola dumerili (greater amberjack)
Lineage: Eukaryota; Metazoa; Chordata; Actinopteri; Carangiformes; Carangidae
Gene: etv7
Product: transcription factor ETV6-like
Exons: 10
Coding region: 101-1324 (407 amino acids)
Biological process (GO): regulation of transcription by RNA polymerase II; cell differentiation
Cellular component (GO): nucleus
Molecular function (GO): DNA-binding transcription factor activity, RNA polymerase II-specific; sequence-specific DNA binding
Source: RefSeq, a predicted model, not a curated record
CAAGGAUUGUGUUUCUUUCGUUUUCAUUUCCCGGAAGGGUCGAAUGUAAAAUUAUACAGUAUGGUUGUGUCUUAAUUCUUCGAAAAUACAGAUAAUUUCAAUGGAGACCGUUUCCCCGCCACCUUUGGUCAAGCAAGAAAAUAGUCCAUCCAUAACGCAUGGAAGGCAAGUCAACAUUGCUCCCAGUGUACAUCAAUCCACCCGUAACCAGCUCCCUCUGGCCAGUGCUCCCACUCACGAAGACCUGUGGCAUCUACCUGGACGGCUGCGAAUAAAUCCAUCUCUGUGGGAUAAGGAGGAUGUUGCCCACUGGCUCCACUGGGCUCAGAAGGAGUACUCACUGCGCCGGCCAGAGAAGGGGCGCUUCGAGAUGAACGGCCGAGCCUUGUGCCUGCUCACCAAAGAAGACUUCAGACGCCGCUGCCCCAGCUCAGGUGAUGUUCUGUAUGAGAUCCUUCAGUGUGUGAAACAACAAAGGAGGAAUGUUGUCUGUGACCCUCCUCAAAAUACAUCUCCCACCCUGGCAAAUGGACAAAGUCAGAGUCCAAUCAGCUGCAAGAUCACCACUCACAGCACCCCAGAGCCUCAGCCUCCCACAGUCAAUGACACCCAAGUUUCCCUCUCUUUCACCAAUGCAGUGUCGGCAGCUCUCGUAACCACUGUGAGCAGCCAGCCAGAGCCAGUGUCACCUCUCAGAGAUCGUCCCUUGAUCUUUUACACUUACCCUGCUCCAAUCACACAUAUUAAUGGAUCAGCUGCUGUCCCUACAAUGCCCCACAGCCAGGUUCAGUGUCGUCCUCAAACGGAGAGAACCCUCCAGGAGCCUCUCAACCUGUCCAGUCGAGAGAAGCCACGGAGCCCACUGCACAAAGCCAACGGCCGCAUCCCAGAGUGCAGACUUCUGUGGGACUAUGUGUAUCAGCUACUGUGUGACGACCGUUACCAAGAAUACAUACGAUGGGAAGACCAGGACAGCCUGGUGUUCAGGGUGGUCGACCCCAAUGGACUGGCACGUCUCUGGGGAAACCACAAGAACCGAGACAAUAUGACCUAUGAAAAAAUGUCCCGUGCUUUGCGGCACUACUACAAGCUCAACAUCAUCAAAAAGGAGCGGGGACAAAAACUCCUCUUCAGGUUUCUGAAGCUCCCACAGGACAUCAGGAAACAGCAGGCCGAUCCAGCCGAGUCCCCAGAGCGCACUCCGCCUCCGGACGGGGACUUUCCAAACAGCAGUCCUGCACACGAGCUCAGUGAGGACCAUUUUGAGGUUUCCCCUGAUCGCGCUUCUCCAGAGACCCCUCCAACCGGUGAUCCUGCGAGAUAGAAAAAACAGCAUUAGACUUGCCAAAUACAAUACAACAAAAAUCAUUACAAAAUACGAAGGAGAUUGUGGUGUAUUUAUCUUCUGCUACAGAAUGCACUUGGGUACAUUGGGUGUGUUGUCAGGAAUUUUUCCACUGUGAUUGCUUUUCAUUUUGCUGUGAAUACAACACUAAUAUUAAGGGACAAGAAAUACUGAAAGAAAUUACAUUCAACUUGCAGAAUAAUCAUCAGAACUCAAAUUUCCCAGGCUUGCUGUACAGAUAAUGCACCUAUUUUCUAUAUAUACUAUAUGCUGUACAUUUUGCAGGUAAGUGAUGGAAUUGUAAAAUUGUUCCAGUAAUUCUGUGUGUGUAAUUUUUUGAGUGUUCUUAUGCAGGAUGAGGCAGGAGGGAUUAUUAAUGUUCACACUAAAAUAUUUGUGUGAAUAGUUUGUCUGAGCCAGUUUUUACAAGUUUUUAUUUCACAAUAGUUUGCGCUUUAUCAGUCUGAGGAUGCUUGUUGUAAAGUCAAAACCUUGGUAUCUACAAUGUUUUUCCUGCUUUGUAAAAUAAA